AAACCGCGUCCUUGGACAAGAAUCUAGUUAGUAUAGCACGCUAUAGUCGAGACGAAGCUCCACCUCCUACUACCAUGGCUUCUUCUUCUUCUUCUCCCCGCAUCCUCCUCUGCGGCGACGUCUUCGGACGCCUCCACCACCUCUUCAAACGCGUCCACUCGGUGAACCAAUCGACUGGGCCCUUCGAUGCCCUGCUCUGCGUGGGCCAGUUCUUCGCCGACUCCCCCGAUCGCCCCGACGAGCUCUCCGAUUACGUCGAUGGCCGCGCCGCCGUGCCCAUCCCGACCUACUUCACCGGCGACUACGGCGUCGGCGCCGCGCGCGUCCUCUCCGCUGCCGCAAAGCGCUUCCCCGACCGCGGCUUCGCGACCGAUGGGGUCGAGCUGUGCCCUAAUCUCUAUUGGUUGAAGGGAAGCGGCAGGUUCUCCCUCCAAGGGUUGUCGGUGGUAUAUUUAUCCGGUAAGAGGCCGGGUGAAGGGGAUGCGAGUGGUGGAUACAGCGAAGAUGAUGUAGAUGCACUGCGAGCCCUGGCGGAACAGCCUGGGAUAGUUGAUUUGUUCGUAACUAAUGAGUGGCCUAGCGGAGUGGCAAAUGGGGCCGACACUUCCGAAGCUCCAGCUGGGGUUAUGGAUCCUUCUGGUUGUGAUCCUGUCAUAGCUGAGUUGGCUGCUGAGAUUAAGCCCAGAUAUCAUAUAGCAGGUACAAAAGGUGUAUUUUAUGGGCGUGAACCCUAUUCCAACAGUGAGGCUGCACAUGUCACCCGUUUUAUCGGACUUGCUACAGUUGGGAACAAAGAUAAGCAGAGAUUUAUUCAUGCGAUUUCUCCUACUCCGGCAUCCUCCAUGUCGAACGCCGAAAUUCGUGCAAGACCACCAAACACCACCGAAUCACCAUAUCAGGAUAGUGCAAAAGUUACUCAUGCAGGGGAAGCUAAGAAACGCACUGUGGAUAUUGUUGACACACAGUAUUGGCGCUAUGAUGUUUCACAGAAACGGCAAAGACAAGGUGGUGCAGAUGGCAAAAGAUUGUGUUUUAGCUUUACAUCCUCAGGAAAUUGUUCUCGAGGGGAUAAAUGUAACUUUAGCCAUGAUAGUGAUGCCAGGGUGCAGUAUCAGAGAAAUGUUUGUUUUGAUUUUCUUAAUAAAGGAAAAUGUGAACGGGGUUCUGACUGCAAGUUCGGUCACAGCAUAUCUGAGGACGGGGCUAGUUUCUCUAGGGAAACAAGACCUCCUAGGCGCUCGGAGAAAACUUGUUGGUUCUGCUUGUCAUGUCCAAAUGUGGAGUUGCAUCUUGUGCUUAGUAUUGGGGAAAGUUACUAUUGUGCACUUGCCAAGGGCCCACUUGUUGAAAACCAUGUAUUAUUGGUGCCCAUUGAGCACUGUCCAAAUACUCUUAUGAUGUCUUCAGAAGCAGAGGCAGAGCUUGGAAGGUAUAAAAGUGCUCUCAAUUUAUAUUUCAAGAACCAAGAGAAAUCAGUGGUGUACUUUGAGUGGGUUUUUCAACACAGCCCUCAUGCUAACCUUCAGGCUAUUCCUAUUCCAUUGUCUAAAGCAUCCAGUGUCGAGAAGAUAUUUAGCUUAGCUGCCAAGAGAACAGGGUUUGAAUUUGUUGUGUUGAACCCAGACAAUGAUUCAACUGAUGGUAGAAAGCUACUGAGAUCUCAGUUUGAUGGUAAAUCAAGUCUGUUUUAUGUAGAGCUUCCUGAAGGUAAAAUACUCCUACAUCGUGUCGAUGACAAUGAGAAGUUCCCAGUCCAAUUUGGCCGUGAGGUGCUUGCAGGCUUGUUAAGAAUGCCAGAUCGAGCUGAUUGGAGGAAUUGCAAGGUUACCAAGGAAGAUGAAAUGAUGAUGGUCGAUGGUUUUAAGGAAGGUUUCCGUAAAUUUGAUCCCGCUCGAUGAUCGCAGGUGAACAAUUGCAUUCACCAUUUGAUGGUAUUGCAAUCUUGACCCAAAGAACCAAAAUGAAGGAUAAUGAUGCAUAAAGGAGUAGUGCAGCAAAGAGUUCCCUGCAUGAUACUGAACAGCAAACUUUUUGAUAAGAGGUAAUGGGAAUCGCUGUACUUGUUUUUGAGCUCGCUCGUGGGAUUCUCUGAAUAAUAUUCUGCAGGUUCCACUGGUACUUUUAAGUUUGCCAUGGUAGGAGGUAGAACGGAUAGUUCUGUUAGAAAUUCUGUUAUUUAAUAGUCGGAUUAACAUUUUGUUACUUGCUGACUUACGUCUGAUGUGUUCGAACAGUACUGUCUACUAAACAACACAAAAGCAGCUGUCGUUAUCAUGCUAGUAAUCUGGUUAGUGAACCUGCCAAAGGAAAUUUUCAGGUAUAUUCGCAUGCCCGUGUGUUGUUGCGCGUGUAAUUGUGUAAUUCUUUGUGUGAAAAGGGGCUUUUCACCGCAAAAAGCAGCGGCUUGUGCCAUACAGAUUUUAAACCUGGCUUGGCUUGGUGUGCACUUGAUUCAUUUGGCCUGCUGAAAUUUAUUUGUCAUCAAAUUAUGACAUGUAUUUUAAGAUCUGAACCUUGGACUAUAAUCCAUGUGAUAUGACAUGGCAUUCUCUCAAUUGAAGUAUCGUCGGAAGAACGGGCCGAGUGUAGUCACUAGCCUUUGUUCGGUGGGGCCCAAUUCUCUCGGUGUAGGCCAGAAGUGGGCCGUGGCCCAUGCUCUCUCAAUCCAAAUUAUGAGGAUAGUUCGGCCCACAACAGAAAAAAGAUUAGGCCUUGUAAGCUGGAGAUAUAACACAUUGUUAAAACAAUGCCAUAUCACCAGCAAAUAUACUUGUAUUCUAACUUUUUCGGGUAAGCGCAAUAUAUAUGGCAGUAAACAGGAAAAA
Molecule: messenger RNA, 2825 nt
Organism: Ananas comosus (pineapple)
Lineage: Eukaryota; Viridiplantae; Streptophyta; Magnoliopsida; Poales; Bromeliaceae
Product: zinc finger CCCH domain-containing protein 59
Exons: 10
Coding region: 75-1898 (607 amino acids)
Biological process (GO): mRNA splicing, via spliceosome
Cellular component (GO): post-mRNA release spliceosomal complex
Molecular function (GO): RNA lariat debranching enzyme activator activity; metal ion binding
Source: RefSeq, a predicted model, not a curated record